AUGCGCAACAGUAGCUUGGAACAAGUCUGGAAGGGAAUCAAGUUUCUUGGAUCAUUGAAAAGCCUAAAUCUGAGUCAUUCUUGUGGGCUUACAAGAACUCCCAACUUCUCCAGACUCCCUAGCCUUAAGAGGUUAAUUCUUAAAUCUUGCCUUAGUUUGGUCGAGUUUCAUGAAUCCAUUGGAGACCUGAAGAUGCUUCUUCUUUUCAAUCUGAAAGGCUGCAAAAGUCUUCAGAAGCUUCCAAGUGAAAUUACUAUGCUGAAGUCUCUGAAAAAAUUAAUUCUCUCUGAUUGCUCAAACCUUGAGGGGAUGCCAAAUAAUCUGAAAGAAAUGGAAUCACUUACGGUGCUCCAUGCAGAUGGCACAACUUUAAAUCAUUUACCUUCCAUCCCUAAUAAUUUAAGUAAUUUCAGCUUCCCAACAGCUAAAUCUUUGCAUUCACUCUUCUUGUCUUGGCUAUUAGCCAAAAAACAACCAGUAUCCACCAGUUUCUUUUCGUUGGCUUCUUUACCAUGCUCCUUGGUAAGCUUAAAUCUUGCGAACUGCAAUCUAUCAGACGACGCCAUUCCAAGAGAUCUUAGUAACCUAUCCUCAUUGCAGUAUUUGUCUUUGAGUGGAAAUCCAAUUUCUAGCCUACCAACAAGCAUUAUUGGUCUUACUAAUCUGGACAGCCUUAUUUUAGAAGGUUGCAAAAGGAUUCAAUCACUUCCAGAGCUUCCAACAAGCAUACAGAUGUUUGCAAAAGAUUGCACGUCCUUGGAAAGAAUUGGUUAUUUACCAAAUUUUUCAAGAUCAAUGCACUUGGGUGUUUUGGGUUGCAGCAAACUAGUUGAGAUACAGGGUUCAUUCAAGUUAGAACCCAUAAGAAGCACUGACAUGGAAAUGAUCAGCAAAGUGGGAUUGUUCGACUUGGCAUCCACGGGGAACAUAAAUGUGGAAAUGGCCAAUGGUCUGACUCACACCCACAGAAAGAGUCCCCUCCAGGUAUUGUGUGAGUGUGACAUAUUGACCACAUUUAUUCCCGGGAGCAAUAUUCCAAACUGGUUUGUCUAUGAUAAUGGUUCUAGGAUAUCUUUGGAAGUGCUUCCACUUCCUGAUCGCAAGAUUCAAGGCUUGAAUAUAUGUGUUGUAUAUAAAUUACGAAGUGAUCAGCAAAAUAUAUUCGGUUAUGAUCAUUAUGCUAAAAUCAGGAAUGAGACUAAAGGUCUAGAAUGGACCUAUAGCCCUGCACUCUGGGGUCUUCCAGGAGCUAAUGAAGAUAUGUUGUGGAUAAGCCAUUGGAAGUUGGGGAUAAAGUGA
This is a messenger RNA of Cornus florida, 1299 nucleotides long. RefSeq names its product disease resistance protein RPP2B-like. The record is from RefSeq and is a predicted model, not a curated record. The transcript has 2 exons. NCBI's taxonomy places the organism in Eukaryota, Viridiplantae, Streptophyta, Magnoliopsida, Cornales, Cornaceae. Gene Ontology annotation, molecular function: protein binding. The coding region runs from base 1 to 1299 and encodes 432 amino acids.